AUGACAGUUACUCUCAUGCCUAACCCCAUUGAGGAGGAAGAAACUCUAAGUGAAGUACAGAGAAUUGAAGGAGAGGCAGCAACGUUUUUGGACCAGAUAUCAAGAUAUUACAUCACAAGAGGAAAAAUUGUUUCUAAGAUCAUAAAAUACCCUCAGUUGGAUGACUACAGACAAGCUGUAAUCGAGUUAGAUGAAAAGGAGUUCACCAGUUUACGCCUCUGUUGCUGUGAGCUGCGAAAUCAUUAUCUUUCACUGCAUGACACCAUCACCAAGAAUCUGGACAAGAUCAAGAAACCUCGCACAAACAACGCGGACUCUCUGUACUAAAACCCUGUAUAUUAUUAUUAUUAACUUCAUCACCCUAAAGAAUUGAACUUGUUGUCGUAACCAAUAAACAUUAUGCAUCUUAAGGAGCUUCACAGUACCUGUUGCUUGUCCAGACAUUUUUAUUUCAACAUUAAUAUUAUUAGUAGUAAGAGUAGCAUAUUUUUAGAUGCCUAUUUACUGUACAAUAUUGAAUCCUCUACCCAGUUUACAUCAGCUAGCUGAAGAUGUGUUAAACAUUUUAUUUGUCAUAGAAAGCUGAUUUCUCAAAUAAUUUACAUUUUUUUAAGAGAACUUUCAAGACCAGACCAAAAUAAGAAACUUUUAUUCUUGAGAUUAAGAUCAGUUUUUAACAGAAAUAUAACAACCUGGCACAAUUCUUACUUCAGUUAUUGAUGGCAGAUUUCUUCUUUACCUGGUCUGUGUACAAUACAGUAUUAUAAAAGUUAAGAUCACUUUAUAAUUAGGAUUAUGCAUGUCCAUCAAAAAUAUUCUAGUGAUAUUACUUACAAGGAUUAAUGUAUAUUUCCAAGUAUUACUUUAAAUUUAAUUAGAACUGAACUGGUUUAUACAGGCCAACUUGAGCUAUGCAUUAUCAUGAACUAAGUGAAAACUGCCUUCUUAUGAAUUAUUGACCACAAGUUUUAUUUUCAUAAGAACUUUAGUUAAUAAGAAACUAAAAACGUGAGUAGGAGCGAUGGCAAAUUGUCUGUUUCAAGCACCUUUAAUAAUGCCCAUGUAAAAUUGAUCAUUUUAGGUGGCAGUCAACACUCCUUUAGACCAAUGAUGAAAAUGUUAAGUUUUCUUAUAUUAUAGACUUUUUAAUAAGAAGCGAUCCCUAUUGAAAAUAAAUUUUUUUCUGUCUCAAGUUGCA
Molecule: messenger RNA, 1198 nt
Organism: Orbicella faveolata
Lineage: Eukaryota; Metazoa; Cnidaria; Anthozoa; Scleractinia; Merulinidae
Product: proteasome activator complex subunit 3-like
Biological process (GO): positive regulation of endopeptidase activity; regulation of proteasomal protein catabolic process; regulation of G1/S transition of mitotic cell cycle
Cellular component (GO): cytoplasm; proteasome activator complex; nucleoplasm
Molecular function (GO): endopeptidase activator activity
Source: RefSeq, a predicted model, not a curated record